Pedinophyceae sp. YPF-701 is the source of this 1149-nucleotide messenger RNA. Lineage: Eukaryota; Viridiplantae; Chlorophyta; Pedinophyceae. The record is from the annotation of a GenBank genome assembly.
AUGGCUGGACAGGACAACAAGGCCCUUGGCAAGGCCCACGUGCCGUGGGGAAGCGAUGGCUCCGGGAGGUACUCCACAGCUACCCUGGGCUGCUUCCGCGUCAUUGAGAACUCGGCUCCGCUGGUCCUGAACGGCCUGGACGUCAACGCCGCGGGGUCCGCGGGCGCGUUCACGGUCGCGGACUACGGCACCGCGGACGGCGGCACGUCGAUGCCGCUGAUGCACAAGAUCAUCCAGGAGGUGCGGCGCCAGGACCCCACGCGCGAGAUCCACAUCCAGUACGAGGACCAGCCCGUCAACGACUUCAAGUCGCUCUUCGCGUUCACCGAGGGCAUCAUGCCGCCGCGCGAGGGCGUGGACACUUUCAAAAAGCACCACGACAAGGUCUUCGUGACGGCGUCCGGCACGGGUUUCUUCGAGCAGUGCUUCCCCUCGAACUCCGUGCACCUCGGCGUCAGCUUCACGGCCAUGCACUGGCUCUCGGAGAAGCCGUGCGACCUGAGCACGGUCCACAUGACUCAGGCCAGCCCCGACGAGCUCGGGCCGUGGCGCGCGCAGGCCGCCAAGGACUACGAGCGCAUCCUCCUCGCGCGGGCGGCGGAGCUCGCGCCCGGGGGCCGUCUCGUGGUGGUCAACUUUUGCAUCGACGACAACGGCUACUACCUGGGCCACACCGACAAGGGGCCCAACAUGUUCGCGACGAUGAACCGCCUGUGGAAGAAGAUGGCCGACGACGGGCGGAUCACGCAGGAGGAGUUCAAGAACACCACGAUGUGCAACUACUACCGGACGAAGGAGGAGCUCGUCGCGCCGUUCAAGGAGGGCACGGCGGUGCACGCGGCGGGCCUGCGGCUGGUGUCGUGCGAGACGCGCGUCGUGCGCUGCCCGUUCCGCGACGCGUUCCUCGACGGGUCCGGCGCGGGCGGCAAGGACCCCGCGAAGCACGCGGCGUGGUACGUGCCGACGCUGCGUACGUGGUCGAAUUCGACGUUCACGACGGGGCUGGACGCGACGAAGCGCAGCGCCGAGGAGCGCGCGGCGCUCGCGGACGAGAUGUUCGCGAUGUACGAGAAGGAGGCCGCGGCGGACCCGGAGGGCCACGGCAUGGACUACGUGCACGGAUACCUGGUGCUCGAGAAGGCCAAGUGA